AAUGCAACAAUGGAACCCACACAGUCAGUCACAUUUCAGUCAACUGAACGUAAAAAAUCCCAGUUUUGGAACCAUGGAACAGUACUGGAGCAGGUCCAGCCACAUUAACAGCCGAACGCACACCCUUGAAGGCCUCACACUCUCCAGCAACCAAGCUGUGAGGAGCAACGAACCCUCCAACGACGAAAUUGAGUACAUUGGAGAUCCGCAGCUGAUCGCCAUUGUGGGAGAUGAGGACACUUGCGUGGGGUUCCUCCUUGCUGGCAUUGGUCAAACUGAUGAAAGUUUUGGUCCGAACUUCAUAGUGGUCGGCCCAAAAAUGGACGAUUUCCAGCUAGAGUUGAUGUUCCUGGACCUGCUGGAGCGUCCCGACAUCGGGCUGCUGCUCAUCACUAAAGAGGCUGCAGGGAAAAUUCCGCAUGUGAUCGGCAGGCACACUGGCAUGAACCCCACUAUCAUGAUUAUUCCAGGCCAUAAUGGGCCUUUUGAGUUCGAUCUUCCGCUGGCAGUGAAAGAGAUUGAGGAGCGCAGGCAAGCCAAUGGGAGGAGCAGAAGUGGAUCCUUGGGCUCCUCAACGUCAGUGAAGACUAACGAGUCGAUCAAUGGAGGAUGUAUGGGGAAGAAAGUGUCCACGCACUCACUCAGGUCGGUUCUAUCGACGCGAUCCAUCUAAAUGGAGAGAAAAAGGACUCAACCCAAGAGGAAGCCACUCGGAUGGAAAACAUCCUUUACAGAAUUAUGAGGGUUUUUCCAUUGACCAAUAUCCAAUAAACUCCCAAGGCUGCGACAAACGCCACUUGCGAUAACACUCA
This is a messenger RNA of Dendroctonus ponderosae (mountain pine beetle), 812 nucleotides long. Its product is annotated as V-type proton ATPase subunit F 1. Gene Ontology annotation, cellular component: membrane. The coding region runs from base 2 to 673 and encodes 223 amino acids. Gene Ontology annotation, biological process: monoatomic ion transmembrane transport. The record is from RefSeq and is a predicted model, not a curated record. Lineage: Eukaryota; Metazoa; Arthropoda; Insecta; Coleoptera; Curculionidae. The transcript has 3 exons. Gene Ontology annotation, molecular function: proton-transporting ATPase activity, rotational mechanism.